Messenger RNA from Acanthopagrus latus (yellowfin seabream), 5097 nucleotides. Its product is annotated as zinc finger protein with KRAB and SCAN domains 5-like. Gene Ontology annotation, biological process: regulation of transcription by RNA polymerase II. The record is from RefSeq and is a predicted model, not a curated record. Gene Ontology annotation, molecular function: RNA polymerase II cis-regulatory region sequence-specific DNA binding; DNA-binding transcription factor activity, RNA polymerase II-specific. The coding region runs from base 222 to 2624 and encodes 800 amino acids. Lineage: Eukaryota; Metazoa; Chordata; Actinopteri; Spariformes; Sparidae. The transcript is spliced from 4 exons.
GCCGUGUUCCUGUGUGUUCUCUGUAUUUAUUAGCUGCUAGCUGAAAGCAGCACACGCUAAAAACAACACUCGGCUAAUCCAGACCUGCAGUUUGUGCUCGUUCAGCGGCUGCAGCCAUGGCCUGCCUCGGUUAGCUGAAGCGGCUCAGUUACAGCCUCGCCAGGGACACUUUUCUCUCCUCAAAGUUCAGCCUGUCGGAUACUUGUUUGUUUUUUCUAACGAUGCUGAGCAGCGUCGCUCUGCGGGCUCAGAUCGCCUCUGUUGUCGAUGCCUUGUCCAAAGCGGCAGUGGCAGAAAUCGCCAAAGUUGUGGAGGACGGCAUGGUGGUGCUGCGGCUGGAGAUGUGUCAGCGCGAGAACGAGAUCAAGAAGCUGAAGAGCAACAUCGAGGUCCUGCACACCGAGCUGAGGUCAGCGCAGGAGAGGGUGAGCCUGCGUCCUGACAACCACGGGCGAGACGAUGGUCAGAGUGAUGCUGUUGACGAGAGGCCGUUGCUUGAGACGGUGCACACGGAUAAGGACCAAAACAGCCUGUCCGUACCUGAGGUGCAGGUGAAAUGUGAGCCGGUGGAAGAAGGAAGCGAAGAGGCCCGGGGACAACCUGACCAGCCGGCCUUGUACGAAACAGACAGUACGCAGUGGAGGCCGAGCACACAGACUCCAUCAGCAGGCAACAGCUCGGAUUAUUUGAAUCUAGGGCAGAACUCCUUGUUGUGUCUCACUGAAUCUUCUCUGGACAGCGGACCGUCUGGCAGCGGCUCCGGCAGCUUCCAGCAUAGCCCGUUCAGCCGCGGGCUGCUGGGUUACAGUCAGUACCGUAACUCGUACAACACGGUGCGGAGGAGGACGGUGAAGAGGUUGAUGUUCAAGAAGGGCUUCAUCUGCCCGUACUGCGGUAAAUGUUUCGAGCGAGCCGGGCACCUCGAGAGGCACAAGAGGAUUCACACUGGUGAGAAACCGUAUCGCUGCGAGAUCUGUGGGAGACGCUUCAACCAGAAAUGCAGCUUAAAGGAACACACCAAGAUUCACAGAAGAUGUAUUGAGCCCGGUGCCGUGGAGAUCCAGGUGGGCGAACAGAAGCCGAUUCUGGAGGUGAAUCCAUGCACUGAAACUCAUCGGCCAGAGGAAGAGAGCCACAUAAAGGCCGAGGACGGCCUGCCUAAGAAUGAGGACAUCCUCACAACGCCUGUGCAUGUAAAAUCUGAGCCUGCAGAGGAGAAUAUAACACAGCCGCUGUUUCAUGGAGGAAGUGAGCAGACAAUGGAAGGAGUCGACAGCCUCACUGAGAACUUCACAACGUUUGAGAGAGACGGCCAGCAGUGGAUGUCCAGAUUACAAGGUCAGAACAGCACAGAGAUCAGCAGCACGGAGUUCCUCAGCGGCUCAGCGCAGAGCAUGACGUCCUACCCGGGGCUCGCUCAGAUGCUACCGCCACCCGUCGAACCUUCCUGUAGCACAUUCUCCUUUCCAGGGAAACCAUACGGAGAACUGAAAAACAGCAUGAUAUCCCAAACCCCCUACGGAUCCUCAGACACACUGAUGAUAUCGAGCGAAGCAGGCUUGCACGGUAUGGCGGGAGCCUCGCUGAAUCACCACCACCCACCCCAGCAGAGAAGGAGCAGGUCUUUUCAGGUGAUCAAGCCAAAGAAAUCCUUCGCCUGCUCGUACUGUGGCAAGAUCUUCAAACGCGUCGGCCACCUCGAGAGACAUUUACGAAUUCACACCGGUGAGAAGCCGUACGGCUGUCAUAUCUGCGGCAGGUGCUUCAAUCAGAAGAGCAGCCUCAAGGGCCACAUGAAGACGCACAGAAACGGUGAGAGCACAGACAUGCUGGAGGGACACCACCUGAUGUUCACUAUGCCUGAUAAUCAACCAUUGAAGAACCUGGCCGAGCCAACGGCUGGACUGACAGGUUUAGAAGAACAGUUACCAGGUUCCACGUACAGCGAAAGAGUUGGUGAGCAAACUGUGAUGGUAAAACUGGAGCCCAAUGGGGAGGAUUUUACGACUCUAAGUGAGACAGGGACUGAUAACGGUACAGGAGCAUCAGACCAAAGUCAGCUGUGGACAUCUGGGAUAGAGAAGACUGAAGAUGCUACUGAUCAGAAUGUCUGUGUACUCUUACAUGAUGUCAAGUAUCCGCUCAGUCCUCCUGCUGUCGGGGCGGCCAGCGAGCAGCAGGGAUAUACCUCACCCAUCAAGGACCUGCCUUUUCUAAACCACAAAGAAAAGGACGAAAUGAUGCACGGCGAUCAGUAUUCACUGAUGGGAAUGCAGUCGAGAAGCUCCGAUAUGUCUCUAGCACCCGAGCUGCAAGAUCAGCAUAUGACACAAGAGGUGGCAGUUAAUGAGUACGCAGCGGUGAGUGACAGGACUCACGAGGGAGGUGUGUUUGACUUUAAUAUGAGCGCCUCAGGCGACCGCGAGGACAGCUGUGGCGGGGACCCCAACAGGCAAAAUUGCUUCAUUUGCUCAACUUGCGGGCAAAGCUUUGAUAGCUUCAGUUUAUUUCAGACGCACCAGUGCCAGAAUAUCACAGAGCAAUCCUACGGCUGCACCAUAUGUGGGAAGAUGUUCAACCAGAUGAGCAUCCUGAAACUGCACCUUAAACUGCACGUGGAGUAAAUGUAAAGGGAGAUGUACUGUACGAGUUUCCAUCACAUCCAGUCAUAGCAAAAAGUUCACAAGUUACUGUCUCAUUGAUUGAACGUUCCAAAAGCUAAAGCAGAGGAAGAAAAAGCAUUAGUCUUGUAUCUGGAAAAAAACUAAAGCACACUCUUUAUCGCAACAACAAAAAAAAACUUUUUGACCGUCCGUCACAUUUCAAUCUCUUUGCACAAAAUGUUGUCCUGUUACCUUGACCGACUCCAUCCUCUUAUUUUGGCAAUCAACAGUCAACUCGGUUGUUUUUUUGUUUCAUCGAACUUGGCCAGAUCUGGCCUCAAGAGUGGCUUUAAUGAGGACUUAAUGACUUUAAGUAGAAACCAAACAGUAUUGAGUGUUUCAAGUGGCGUGUGAAGCUGUCCGAUUUCACUAUCUUCACCACAGUGAAAACACUUGAUGAAAUAAUCAGGUUUUUGCUGUGUUCUUUCCAUUCUCACAGUAGGUCCAAGUCAUUUUUGCUCUAUACUAAAAGUACGAUAUGUCAUAACUAUGAACUGCAAGUGUCAGUCAAAUUUAAUGUUACUUAAUUAAAAUAAGUAUCUUUCGAAUUACAAGUAGGUAAGGGUAAAAGAUCAACAAGCUUGUAAGCAUCCAGGUUUAUGUUUUGUUUGUUAGUUUCAAAAAUAUUAUUAACAUGAUUUGAAAAUCAUAGUGUACUUUUUGCCAGUAAUUAGUGAAAUGUGGCUGAAUGAAAACAAAUUAUAGUAGUGUUGUCACGGUACUGGAAUUUCUAACUUUGAUACAACACAAAAAAUAGAGAUAUUUGAUACAGUUUUUGAUACCACGGGGAAAAGUGAGCGCAUCAUUGUGGUUGUAAGAUUUUUUUGAUUUUUAUGAAAAGAAAUCAGAGAUCAGGCCUUGAAACAUAAUGUGUGUGUGUCACCCUGCUGUCAAGAGAAGUACAGCUGGUACCUGUUUAUCGAUACUGCAGAAAAUGAAAAUGUGUCUCACAUUUCAAAUUGAUACUAAUCAAUAUAUUUAUAUCUUGAACAACACUAAAGUGUAAUAUAUAAACUAGAGAUAUCGAUACUAUAGAGGCGUCUUCUCUAUUCAGUGCUACUGUGCCAUUCUUAAGAAAAAAAUGAGAAAUCACUCAAGCUUUGAUAAAACACUAAGUACUAAGACACAUUUUGUACUACAUCAGUAUUCUGUAUUUUAAUAUAUAAGAUAAACUGUCUAUUUGUCUUUUGAGGAGGCUGCAGUGAGGUUCCUACUUUACCUAUUACUCACUUCAGUGAGAGGCUCGGAUCACAGUGUUGCAAACGUGUUUAUGUCAGAUGCAAGUUUUUAACACAACAUCAUUCUGACUUGGUGAGAUUUGCUUGUGGUUAGCAGCUGCAUUUAUUCUGACAAAUUAAUACAGACUUGAGAUUUGUAUUCACAACAGUGGCUUUGAGCUGAAAUUGCAGGAAAAAUGCCAAUUGCCUUUUGAUAAAGAAGAUGGACAGCAGUGUCUCCAUUUUAGGGUGAACUGAAGAAAUAACACCACACUGUAUACCUCAAGUUACCAUCGCCUUUGAAAAAGACAAAUUGAAAUCACACGCUGUGAUUUUUGUGACAGGCCAAGAUUUCAAAUAUACCAGACCACACACUAACCGAACAGGCCAAACAACACGGUCAUGUUUUUCUUGUAGAAAGGUGAAGGGACUGCAACACGUUGAUGCUAAAUCACAUGCAGGAAUUUUGUGCACUACGAAUAACUAAAGAAAUAUGAAAUACCUCAGUGAUACACAGGGUCACCAUGUUCAUCAAGAAUUAGAAAAAGGGAUGCUUCUCUUUGGUUAUGUUGUCACCUUUUAAAAGAUAUUUAUUUUAGGGAGAUUUCUUUUAUGUAGUAUGUCCUGGUUAAUGUCUAGUAUGCAGCAUUGCAUAUGGAAAACUCUAAUUUUGAAAAAAAAACAAAAAACAAACCUGGCUGAAUAGAUGGUUUUAAAUGGUUCUGCAAUUUGCAAGUGACUUGAAGAGGUUAUUCAAGUAGUAAGACUCCAGGUAAGCCCACAGGAAGAGCACCUUUCACGGGCCAACAGGGUGACACUCAACCCUUCAUAGUAAAGUCUGAUUAGUGCCUACAUUAUUCACGUGGGAACGAAAUCCUGAAUCCUGCCACUGCUGUUUAACCUUCCUUUCAAAACUGUGUCACAAAAGUCAACUGCCUGUAAUUUUUUUUCUUUCUUAAUUUAUAGUCCUUUAUUUUUUUCAUCCUGCUUUGAUUCAGUAGUUUACUACAAAAGGUCAGCGAUCAAUAAUCAUCUGUCUGACACCAGUCUGUAGCAUGAUUCACGGGUGUUAUGUGACCUUCACAGCAGUAGUCGAUCACAUUGUACAAGAUGUAAGAUGAUGUUUGAAAAGAAGAUUAUAACGAAAAGAGAAAGAGAGAGAGAUUUCGUUGAAGCUUUUUGUAUUUUCAAAUAAAUUCAAAGCUACCUUCAUCAGA